GAUGCCCGUUCUGGGAAUACGCGACGAGCAUCAGGUUCCAGGAGAACUGAUUCGGCCGCGCGAUCGCGUCGAAUGCCGCUCGCGCUUCCUCCAGGCAUCCGCACCGGCCGUAUGCCUGCACGAUGAGGUUGGCCAGGUACCGGCUCUGGCAGUGCCGAUUGCUGCUGGCGAUGAGCUUGUGGAGAUUUCUCGCGGCAGCGGCAUCGGCGCAGCAUUUGAGGCGCUCGGCGAGAUCGUCUUCUUCGCAUCGCGCUCUGGAUCGAUCGAGAAGAGGCGCUUGCAUGGUAGUAGCUAGGGUUUAUCGCGGAAUGGGGGAAAUAUUGCGCUGUGGUUUUCGGAUGCCCGUCAAGGAUUUGCCCGUCGCGCAUUGCGAGGGCCAGCGAGAUUUCAAGAAUGCCAGCGCUGUGUUCCACAAGAAAAUGGAGGUUGCGGGAGUGAGCUGCCGCGAUCGCGUCGCCAUUGCAGUUUCGGGAGGAGCUGAUAGCAUGGCCUUGUGCUUGCUCGCUCUCGAGUGGACAGAAUCCAAAAGUCUAGUGUUUGGCCUCACGGUGGACCAUGGAUUUCGUCGCGAGAGCGCCGAGGAAGUCGUCCAAGUCCGGGAGUGGCUAAGAACGAUUGGAAUGGAGUGCGAGAUUCUCAAGUGUUCUUGGCAAGGAGGAUUUCCUUCUCCUGGCCAUCUCCAGGAAAGCGCUCGCAAAGCAAGAUACGAACUUCUCCAAGAGGCAUGCCAAAGAAACGGUGCUGGAGUUCUUCUUACUGCUCACCAUGCCGAUGAUCAGGCGGAGUUAUUUGCGCUAAGGCUUUCGCGCUGUAGUGGAGAUAAUGGUCUGGCUUGUAUGGCUUUAGCUUCUGAGCUCUUUCCUAUCGUGCCAUCGAUUAUCGAGGCUAGCAGGCUGCUACUUGUCAGGCCACUCUUGGACCUCCAAAAGAAGGAUCUUUACAAUGUCUGUCACGUUGCUGGCCAGUCCUGGAUUGAGGAUCCCACAAACUGCAAAACGAUCUAUGCUCGUAACAAAAUCCGAAAGGAGCUCGUUUCUCUGUCAGAUUCAAUGCGGAGCGAAGUUCAAGAUCUUAUUGCUACAUACCGCAAAAAACGUUCCGAGAUUCAAGUGCAAACCAAGAUGCUCAUGACUACAUUCGUGCACAUCGAUCUGGGCUAUGGCUAUGCUGUCGUCGAUGUGGAGGGACUUUUGGCAGAAACCAAUGAUACAACCGUUCUUGAAACGCUACUGGCUUCAGUGUUACGGUUCGUUUCACAAAGACCAAAACCUGCUAAAGGGACGGCUGUUCGAAGAGCCAGAGCCUGGAUUACCAAGCGUGGUACCGAGGGUCGUCUGACGGUAGCUGGUUGUUCUUUAUGUUUACAACCAGGGACACAGGCCUCCAAGGUCCUUGUGACGUACUCCCCUGAUUCUCCACGACCUGGUUCUAUUGGCUCGAGACAACAGAACGAGCCUGCUUCCUCGACAAAGAAAGAAACUAUCGCAUGCCGGAAAUAUGCCAAUGUUAUUCAUGACGCGAGGCAAGCGAAGAUUAUAUCAGAUGCUACAGCAAGUUUUCUAUGUCUACUGGCGGAGGAAAUGGCAGCUGACAUGUUGCCCAAGGCUCGAGAGGAAGUGCAAGAGGAUCCGGAGGUAGCUAGUCAAGAACCCGACGAGAGUCUACUAUUUCCGAACGAGAACACGUACUAUAUGAAGAGAUAUCUUAUAUCGUGGUGGCAACGAAGCGAUGAUCGUAGCUGCAAAGGCUGUUUCAAUGGCACCUGUUCGCUGAGGACUGCAAAGUUUGCAAAAAUUCGGGAUUUCAAGAGAAACGAUCUUCACGCAAUCCGACAACGUGCUCUAAAUGACGGGACAUUGCGCACUGACAUACACGGCGCCUGGAGGAAGCUCAAGUCCCUUCCGGAAUACGUUCGAAGGGGCCUUCCCGUUUUGAUCACGAAGGACAACGAGCUUUUCGCAGUUCCGUGUGUUGGCUUUCAGAUCUGUCCCGACACUAGGAUGUUCAUAAAGUUCUGCCCGAUGGUUCCACUUGAUGGAGGCCACGCGUUGUGCCUUGUGGACGUCGUCAGAAAAUGUCUCCAUUCAAAUACAUCACGUGCCUGGCAUUGGUUUUCAUUUGAAGCAGAACCAAGCUGCAAGAUUCAUCACCCGCAGCUAUGAGCAACACUGAUCCGUAUUAUGGUGCACCCGGCAGUCCGUUGGAUCUCAUCCCGGAAGCUCCUUGGGCCUUGCCACGGAGAAGUGAUGCUAGUGUUUGCCAGUUUGUCACUGGUAGCAGCGG
Molecule: messenger RNA, 2283 nt
Organism: Selaginella moellendorffii
Lineage: Eukaryota; Viridiplantae; Streptophyta; Lycopodiopsida; Selaginellales; Selaginellaceae
Exons: 13
Coding region: 123-2162 (679 amino acids)
Biological process (GO): tRNA processing
Molecular function (GO): ligase activity, forming carbon-nitrogen bonds; ATP binding
Source: RefSeq, a predicted model, not a curated record